This is a messenger RNA of Erinaceus europaeus (western European hedgehog), 817 nucleotides long. Its product is annotated as palmitoleoyl-protein carboxylesterase NOTUM-like. The transcript is spliced from 4 exons. The record is from RefSeq and is a predicted model, not a curated record. NCBI's taxonomy places the organism in Eukaryota, Metazoa, Chordata, Mammalia, Eulipotyphla, Erinaceidae. Gene Ontology annotation, molecular function: hydrolase activity. The annotation marks the transcript as partial.
UUCUUUGGCUACAAAGUCUACCCAACAGUGAGCAGCCCGCUGUUCGUGGUGCAGUGGCUGUUCGACCAGGCCCAGUUGAUAGUGGAUAACGCGUACCUCACUGGCCAGCCAAUGCAGGAGGACCAGAGGCUCUACGUCCAGAACCUAGCCGGAGAGCUGAGACACACACUCCAGAAUGUGUCGGCCAGCUUUGCCCCUGCCUGCUUCUCACAUGAGGUCAUCAUCCGAAGCCAGUGGACAGAAGUCCAGGUGAACGGUACGUCCCUACCCCAGGCGCUGCACUGCUGGGACAGGAGCCUGCAUAGGAGCCAUAAUGCCAGCAAAGCCCCCCUGAAAGGCUGCCCCAUCCACCUGGUGGAUAGCUGCCCCUGGCCUCACUGCAACCCUACCUGCCCCACCAUCCGCAACCAGUUCACAGGGCAGGAGGUGAACAUGGCCCAGUUCCUGAGGCGCAUGGGCUUUGAUGUGCCGAGUGUGGCCCAGUAAUAGGGCCUGGAGCCCAGCAAGCUACUGGGGAUGCUGAGCAGUGGGAACUAGGGGCCUCCCUGAGAAAGACACCAGUCCAGCUGCCCCUGACCAUACCAGGACACCAGGCCCAGCGCUCCAGCACUGCAGCCAGACUCCUUCUCCCAGCAGCCUUUGCUGCAGCUCACUCACUGCCUAAGAGAGGCCCAGCCAGACUGUGGCCUCAGGCAGAACCCAAGAUUCUGAGACCCUGAGACCCCAGUACGAUGGGGGGGGGGUGCCAGCCAACCCUCCCUGGGGAGCCAGAAGCACUGGAUUCCUACGCCCACCUUCCCUUUUGUAUUAUUUUAUA